This is a messenger RNA of Filobasidium floriforme, 1170 nucleotides long. RefSeq names its product uridine nucleosidase. Gene Ontology annotation, cellular component: cytosol. Gene Ontology annotation, molecular function: purine nucleosidase activity. The record is from RefSeq and is a predicted model, not a curated record. NCBI's taxonomy places the organism in Eukaryota, Fungi, Basidiomycota, Tremellomycetes, Filobasidiales, Filobasidiaceae. The transcript has 7 exons. Bases 1 to 1170 code for a protein of 389 amino acids. Gene Ontology annotation, biological process: purine nucleoside catabolic process.
AUGACAUCCGCAACCCUCCUCACCCAGGAAGGACAGGCUCCUCGUAAAGUCUGGCUGGACUGCGAUCCGGGCCACGACGAUGCUAUCGCGCUCUUGCUCGCCCUCUACCUCGACCAGAUUCAGCUCGUUGGGAUCAGCUCGGUGAAUGGGAACGCUCCAUUAGUAUACACGCACGCCAACGCCGCACAACUGUUGGCUCUCUACCGGGCACCUAAAGAUCUGCCCUUACAUCGAGGCCUUGCGAAACCGCUCAAGAAAGAGUACAUCCACCCUCCAGUCAGCAUCCACGGUCAUUCCGGCCUCGAUGGAGUCCUCCACAUGCCCCCACUGGCACACCCUUCCGUCCGACAUUGGUACGACCAGUUCGAACCCUCAACAGACUCUUCCGACCUUGACAAGAACGAACCUCAGACCAAGGAGGGUGACGGGACGGCCGUCCCUGCACUUAUCGCCUACUUGGAAAACUCCGUACCUGAAGGAGAAAAGAUCACCGUGGUCAUAACCGGUCCUUGUACCAAUAUUGCCGCUGUGCGGCACCUCCGCCCUCAACUGUUUGAUACGAAAGUCGACAAGGUGGUCAUCAUGGGCGGAGCGUUCGAUAUCCCUCAAUGGACCCCGUACGCCGAGUUCAAUAUUGCCGUAGACCCGGAUGCGUUGGACGAGUUGUUGAAGAGUAGGAACGUCGGGGUCGUGUUGGUCCCGCUGAACGUGACGCACAAGGCGAUCUUUGAUAGGAAGACACAUGCGAGGUUGUUGGAUCCCUCGGUGACGGAUCUGAAAGAGGGGGACGAGCUACCCAAACCGGUCUCGCAGUUGAGAGAAUCCUUGAGCACGAUGUUGACCUUUUUCCGUGACGCAUAUGCGAACCAGUUUGGGUUCACGACCGGUCCUCCCCUGCACGACGCCUUGACAAUCAUCCACCUCACCCAUCCUCACCUCUUGAAAGGCCGUCGAGGCAAACUCACCGUGGAAAUCUCUAAAACGGAAAAAGACGGGGAGACCUCCUUUUCGCCAUCUUCGGAGGAAAAGUUCUCCAAUCUAGAUUUGGACUCGGGCGAAAAGGCCGUAGAGAGCCUCGUACUGGAAGACCUGGACGUCGAGGCGUUCUUCGAGGUCUUUUUGGAGGUUGUCGAGCGGGCCGACGAGGUCGUGGCCAAGGUGGAGAUGUAA